Messenger RNA from Salvia hispanica, 1926 nucleotides. RefSeq names its product ubiquitin-like-specific protease 1D. Lineage: Eukaryota; Viridiplantae; Streptophyta; Magnoliopsida; Lamiales; Lamiaceae. Gene Ontology annotation, molecular function: cysteine-type peptidase activity. Gene Ontology annotation, biological process: proteolysis. The record is from RefSeq and is a predicted model, not a curated record.
CUGUGAUUUGCGGGUUUGGCCCUGAGACUGAGAGCCGAGGAGGAGAGAACCGGCAGUUGCAGACUUCUGAAUGCAUGGCUCGGGAAGGAGAGAGAAAGAGGAAAGCAGGUAUAGAACUCGACUUCGAUAAGCUACUUCCUAGAGACGAUGAGCCUCCUCCGGAGUUGCUGAUUCAGGAGAAGUCGAUGCCGCUGGCGGAGGCGGAACCGAGGUCCGACAAUUAUAUCAGGAAUCUCCCCGAUAAAGAGCUCAAAGAGAGGAUUACGAGGAACACGAAUUUCGCAAACGCAAAUGCGACUAUAUUGUCCGACGGCGGCGCCAAAUUGAGAGCUAUCGUUAAUAGGAUGGAAGCGGAAUUGGCGCGCAGAAGUCUUGACAAGGAUAACCUCAAAUGCAACAAGUCGAUAACAUUAGUUGAUGAGUCUACUUGUAAUGGUGCCAUGGAUGACUUAUCUCAUACACGAGCUCCACCAUCUGAACCUGCUUCAGAAUUUAGUAAGCAUUUCUGCAGCAAGUUAGACAAUGAAAAUGCAAACAGGAGUUUCAGAGCCGAAUUAUCUACUUUGAAUCAAUCUGAUCAGAAAAAUAUCCAAGAGCACAAGCCAUUUUUAGCUCAGAUAACACAGAAGAAAGGUUUAUCAUCAAGACAAACACCUUUUAAAACUGCAAAUUUUCUUUCAGCAAAUAUUGGUAACCAGCAGCAAACCAAUGGUGAGAAACGAGGAAGCCAUGCUUCUAAUUCUUCAUCUCAUCCGUCUAACAAAGAUGUUUCUUGUCGUUCAGCAAGAAAGAAAAGUAGUAUUCCUAGUCCGCGUCUACAUAACACCAGAAGGAGCAUGCGGAGAGCUUUUGUUCUAGUAGAUGAGGAGGAUGAACUUGAGGUCGAUGUAGUAGAUGAAACAGACCAAGUGGGUCAAAGCAGCAAAGAUGCCUGUAUAUACUACCCAUCAAGGGAUGAUCCUGAAGCCAUCGAAAUUUGUUACUUGGACAUGGAAUGUCUGACUCCGGAGUCUUAUUUGUCAUCACCAAUCAUGAACUUUUACAUUCGAUAUUUGCAGAAACCAACACCCCCAAGUGCUAGAAGAAAAGACAAUUAUCAUAUGUUUAACACUUACUUCUACGAGAAGUUGAAACAGGAUGUUCUGUCGAAGGCUGAUAGAGAAGAUCUAUUUUUGAAGUUCAGAAGGUGGUGGAAAGGUGUGAAUAUAUUCGAGAAAGCAUACAUUUUCCUCCCAAUUCAUGAAAACUGUCAUUGGAGUUUGAUUAUUAUAUCCAUGCCAAAUAAAGAAGAUGAAUCAGGGCCAAUUAUACUACAUUUGGAUUCUUUAGGACUUCAUUGCAGCAAGUCAAUUUUCAGUAAUAUUAAGAGCUUUCUAGUAGAAGAGUGGAAGUUUCUGAAAAAAGAAGAAGUGCUGCAACUGCCCUUUGCAGAGAAUAUCUGGAACAGGCUCUCUCGAAGAAUUGAAGACAGAGUUAUUGAGGUGCCUCAGCAACAGAAUGUAUACGACUGUGGUCUUUUUGUUCUAUUCUUUAUAGAACGAUUCAUUGGUGAUGCGCCUGAAUGUCUGAAAAAGCGGGACUUGGAUAUGUUCGGAAAGCAAUGGUUCAGACCUGAGGAAGCUUCAAGUCUGAGAAGGAGAAUUCGCAAUUUACUGAGGGAAGAGUUCAAGAAAGCAGACGAAAAGCCGUGUACAGUAGAUUGAAGGAUGAAGUGAAUAUUGAUACAUUCAAGCAGACAGAUUUUGAAACGACUUUUGUACAGGAUUCUUACAGACAUGACGAGUUAGAAGUGAACUCUGAGCUACAUUUUAGAACAAAUGGAGUUAGUAUGGAGGAUUUUUUUGGUGUAUAUUGAUGGAAACUACUCCACAAUGUAAAGAUCGACAGCUAUCAAUCUUUAAAAUGGGAAGUUGAGUUUACGUCGUG